Molecule: messenger RNA, 201 nt
Organism: Neurospora tetraspora
Lineage: Eukaryota; Fungi; Ascomycota; Sordariomycetes; Sordariales; Sordariaceae
Exons: 2
Coding region: 1-201 (66 amino acids)
Source: RefSeq, a predicted model, not a curated record
AUGUGCGACUUCUUCAAGAACUACUACAUCUACGCAUCAUGCACCGACCCCGGUCUCCACUUCUACAAGAUCGAGCUGGACGGUAGCCCACAAGGUGCCUGCCCCAGAGCGCCUCAUGAACGGUUCAUCGUCAAGGGAGACAAGUGUGGCGCUACGAACAAGCAGGGGAGGGAAACCGGGAAUCUGGUGGUGGGGGCGUGA